Molecule: messenger RNA, 550 nt
Organism: Propithecus coquereli (Coquerel's sifaka)
Lineage: Eukaryota; Metazoa; Chordata; Mammalia; Primates; Indriidae
Gene: WBP2NL
Product: WBP2 N-terminal like
Exons: 6
Coding region: 2-550 (182 amino acids)
Biological process (GO): positive regulation of DNA-templated transcription
Cellular component (GO): nucleus
Molecular function (GO): transcription coactivator activity; chromatin DNA binding
Source: RefSeq, a predicted model, not a curated record
GAUGGCGGUGAACCAGAGCCACACCCGGGACCGCCGCGGGGUCAUCAUCGCCUAUGGCGAAAGUCUCUUGAUGCAGUCUCCAGAUGUGGAGCUCUCCUUCCCACAGCAACCAGAGGGCUCCAACCUCUUUAGUGGUACAAAGACGGGAAUGUUGGUUCUCACUUCAUACCGGGUGAUUUUCUUGACUUCACGCUCAGUCGAUGAUCCCAUGUUGUCUUUUAUGAUGCCAUUUGACCUGAUGAAGAACUGCACCGUUGAACAACCAGUCUUUGCUGCAAACUACAUUAAAGGAACUAUUCAGGCAGCUCCAUAUGGUGGCUGGGAAGGACAGGCUACUUUCAAACUAGUUUUCAGAAGAGGAGGUGCCAUCACAUUUGCCCAGUUGAUGAGCAAAGCUGCCUCUGCUGCGGCCCAAGGAGUUCCACUUAGAACCGUAAAUGCCUGGUUUGGCCCUGUGCAGAUUUAUGUUACUGAUCAGGGGAAUAUGUGCACUCCACAGACGCCUUGUUCAGGAGAAGCAGCAGAGGUUGAGGAGUUGGAGUAUGGUUGA